Sardina pilchardus (European sardine) is the source of this 3092-nucleotide messenger RNA. RefSeq names its product leiomodin 1b (smooth muscle) (gene lmod1b). Gene Ontology annotation, cellular component: cytoskeleton; striated muscle thin filament; myofibril. Gene Ontology annotation, biological process: myofibril assembly; muscle contraction; actin filament organization. Gene Ontology annotation, molecular function: actin binding; tropomyosin binding. The record is from RefSeq and is a predicted model, not a curated record. NCBI's taxonomy places the organism in Eukaryota, Metazoa, Chordata, Actinopteri, Clupeiformes, Clupeidae.
CGUCGCGCGAGCCUGCCUCUGCUCCGCUCCCGUGUACCGGCCCGGCAGGAUUGGAAUCACCUGAGCGCGCUCUGUGAUUCGUUUUUUCUUUUCCUUACUGGAAUACCUAAAGCGGCAGGUGAUACGGACAGUAUCGGAGGAAUAAUAGUCGUUUCUGUCGCUUGGGAGAAGAUUUGUUUUCACCGCAAGCAUGUCUACGAAAGACCACUUGCACCGGAGGAAGGUCCGCGGACUGACCAAGUUGGGUCGCAUGGUGAGCGAGGACCCGGACAUCGACAACCUGCUGUCCACCCUGUCCCCGGAGGAGCUCGAGGAGGUGGAGAAGGAGGUGAUGCGGGUCCCGGGGCCCGACCCCAGCGAGAUCACCAUCGUGGACCAAACCGACUCCACCAAGAACAGCGCGCGGGGCGCGAGGUCGGACGCGGCCGGUUGCGACUCCAGAAAAUCCCUCCAGAGGAAUAUGUCUGUUGAGGACUCGAAGGAGAGCCGGAAGCAGGAGUACCUGCGUAAGAUGGGCUGGAGUCAGGAGAAGAAGGACCAGAUGGACCUCCAGCGCCAGGACAGCGUCUCCUGCUCACGUGACGACAAGAUGACGGACAGGAGCAGCAGAGGCUCCGCCCACAGGCCUCAGGAGGAGCAGAGCGGAGCGGCGGCCCAUCGGUGGCGCAGGGAGGAGAGCCGUGAUGCGGAGGUCAAGGGAGACAAGACGAGCAGGGAGCAGAGCCGUGAUGCGGAGGUCAAGGGAGACAAGCCGAGCGACGGGAAGCUGAGCGAGAAGAGAGACGCCAAGGAGAGCAGCAGCAAGACCAAGGAGAUGAUCUCCAAACUGCAGGAGAAGAAGGAGAAGGAGGAGGCGCGGGAGCGGGAGAGGAGGGAGGAGGUCAGGAGACGAGACGAGGGCAAGACCAAGGGGCUGGUGUCCAAACUGCAGGAGAAACGAGAGAAGGAGGAGGCGCAGGAGCGGGAGAGGAAGGAGGAGGCGAGGAGACGAGACGAGGCCAAGACCAAGGCACGGGUCUCCAAGAUGGCGGAGAAACAGAACCAGAACCAGACCCAGAACCAGAACCAGACCCAGAACGAGGUGGACAAGGCAGACGAGAAGAAGAAGGCCGAAUCGAAGGACGCCAAGGGAACGAGGGAUGAGGGAGGAGAAAAGGCAGAGGAGAAGAAAGAGGGACAGGGAAAGGAAGAGGAAAGUAAAGUGACAGAGAAUGAGGUGAGCGCGAGCGGAGACGCGAAGGCCAAUGCCAGCGCAGAGGAAGUGGAGGAGAACGCAUGUCCCAACGACGGAGCGCAGCUGCACGAGAAGAAGGAGAAGAAUGCUGCAGAGACGUCCGCACCAGCGCCGGACCAGAAGGAGGCCGUGGGCAACUGCGUGACGGACAAGAAGACUCCAAAGAAGUCGAAAGAGGAGGAAGAGGAGGAGGAGUCGGCGAGCAUGUUUGACGAGGACCUGCAGAAAGUCCGCAGCAACGACCCGAACAUGACGGAGCUCAACGUCAACAACUCCGAGGUCAUCAAGGCCAAGACGCUGAUCCAGUUCGCCGAGGCGCUGCGCGACAACACGCACAUCAAGACCUUCGCCCUCGCCAACUGCCGCGCCGACGACCACGUGGCCUACGCCAUCGCCGGGACGCUCCGCACCAACCGCACGCUGACCAGCGUCAACCUGGACUCCAACCUCCUCACCAGCAGGGGCAUCAUGGCGCUGAUCCAGGCGCUGCAGCACAACGCCACGCUCACCGAGCUGCGCUUCCACAACCAGCGCCACAUCUGCGGCGGCAAGUCCGAGAUGGAGAUGACCAAGAUCCUGAAGGACAACACCACGCUCCUGAAGCUGGGCUACCACUUCGAGCUGGCCGGCCCGCGCAUGACCAUGACCAGCCUGCUGAGCCGCAACAUGGACCGGCAGCGGCAGCGGCGGCUGCAGGAGCAGAAGCAGGCGCAGGCCAACGGCGAGCUGAAGGGGGCGCUAGAGGUGCCCAAGGGCAAAGGUCACGGCUUCCGCUCGCCCAAGGCCUCGCCCAAACCCUCGCCACAGCCGUCCCCCGUGCCCUCGCCCAAGAUGCCCCCGCGGAGGGGCAGGGUGUCCAUGGCACCCCCCCCACCCCCCGGCCCCGCCGGGCCCCCACCCCCCCCGCCCCCUCCCCCCCCCCGCCCCAUGCUGGACGGAGACUUCCUGAAGAGCUCGCUGACGCCCGUGUCACAGAGGAAGAAGGCGGACCGCGCGGGGGGGCGGAGCGACGGCAAGAACUCACGCGACCAGCUGCUCGCCUCCAUCAGAGGCAGCGACAUGAAGAAGCUCAAGAGGGUGCCUGUACCGAAGCUACUGCAGUGACCCGGCAGGACAGACAGCAGGAAGAGACGGGACACGUGUGUGUAACCAUGGAGACGGAGCAGACACCUCAUGAGCGCUGAAGAGAGGAGAGGAGAAGAGAAGAGAGGAGAAGAGAAGAGAAGAGAAGAGAAGAGAAGAGAAGAGAAGAGAAGAGAAGAGAAGAGAAGAGAAGAGAAGAGAAGAGAAGAGAGGAGAGGAGAACUCAAAAGUCAGCAGAGACGACUCUUUGGGUGACCACUGCUGUCCCUACAUCACCAGCCUGAGACACACAGGGACAAACUACCCCAUCAGAUGCACAGCCUCCACCUGGUCCUCUAUUAACUCUCUCUCUCUCUCUCUCACACACACACACACACUUUCACUCUCUCUCACUCUCUCUCUCUCUCUCUCUCACACACACACACACACACACACACUCACACACACACUUUCACUCUCUCUCUCUCUCUCUCUCUCUCUCACACACACACACUCACACACACACUUUCACUCUCUCUCUCUCUCUCACACACACACACACACACUCUCUCACACACACACACACUUUUACUCUCUCUCUCUCCCACACACACACACACACACACACACACACACUCACACACUUUCACUCUCUCUCUCUCUCUCUCUCUCUCACACACACACACACUCUCUCUCACUGUCUCUCUAUCUAUCUGCUCACUUUAUCAGUUUAACAGACACACACACACACUCACACACUUUCACUCUCUCUCUCUCUCUCUCACACACACACACA